ACGACAUUUUAUAACUCAUCUAUACCUACAAUGCCACCAUCCAAUGGAGGUCCACUUGGAUACACGCCCCCAGAUGGAGGCUGGGGGUGGGCAGUGGUUGUUGGAGCUUUCAUUUCCAUUGGCUUCUCCUGUGCAUUUGGCAAAUCCAUUACUGUAUUUUACAAAGAAAUUGAAGAAAUAUUUAAAGCCAGCAGUAGUGAAGUUUCAUGGUUAUCUUCCAUCGCAUUUGCUGUCAUGUAUGCUGGAGGUCCUAUCAGCAGUAUCCUGGUGAAUAAAUAUGGCAGUCGUCCAGUCGUCAUUUUUGGCGGUUGCUUGUCAGGCUGUGGCUUGAUCGCAGCUUCCUUCUGUAACACUGUGCAGCAACUUUACCUGUGCAUUGGAGUCAUUGGAGGUCUUGGGCUUGCCUUCAACUUCAGUCCGGCUCUGACCAUAAUUGGCAAGUAUUUCUACAAGAGACGACCGUUGGCAAAUGGACUGGCCAUGGCAGGCAGCCCUGUGUUCCUCUGUGCCCUGGCCCCCCUCAACCAGGCCCUUUUUGCUACCUUUGGCUGGAGAGGAAGCUUCCUAAUUCUCGGGGGCAUCCUACUGAACUGCUGUGUGGCUGGAGCACUGAUGAGACCCAUAGGGCCCAAGCCAGCUGGUGCCGGGAAAGAGAAGUCUAAAGAAUCCCUUCAGGAAGCUGGAAAACCUAAUGCAAAAAUGGGGGCAGGUGAUGCAAAUAUCGAAGUUAAUGGCUUAAACCCCUCAAAGGAGAAAAAAUCAGUUUUUCAAACAGUUAACCAGCUUCUGGACUUAUCCCUGUUCAAGCACAGAGGCUUUAUGCUCUACCUCUCUGGGAGUGUGCUCAUGUCUUUUGUGCUGGCUACGCCUUUGGUCUUUCUUAGUAAUUAUGCCAAGAGUCAGCAUCACUCUAGUGAGAAGGCUGCCUUCCUUCUUUCCAUUCUGGCUUUUGUUGACAUGGUAGCCAGACCCACUAUGGGACUUGUAGCCAACACAAAGUGGGUAAGACCUGGAAUUCAGUAUUUUUAUGCUGCUUCUAUUAUUGCAAAUGGAGUGUGUCAUAUGCUAGUACCUUUAGCCACCAGCUAUCUAGGGUUCUGCCUCUAUGCAGGAUUCCUUGGAUUUGCUUUUGGGUGGUUUGGCGCCGUGUUGUUUGAGUCCCUGAUGGACCUACUUGGAUCCCAGAGAUUCUCCAGUGCUGUGGGAUUGGUGACCAUUGUGGAGUGCGGUCCUAUCCUCCUGGGGCCACCGAUUUUAGGUCGUCUCAAUGACAUAUACGGAGACUAUAAAUACACAUACUGGGCAUGUGGCAUAACCCUGAUCAUCUCAGGCAUCUAUCUCUGCAUUGGCAUGGGCAUUCAUUUUCGACUUGUGGCAAAAGAACAGAGGGCAGAGGAGAAGCAGGAAAAGGAAAGGAAAGAGAUGGAACCAAAAGAAGUUAUUAAAGCAGCAGAAUCUCCAGACUUGAAAGGCAUAGACGAUGGAACCAAAGAGGAUAAGCUCUGAAGUUGGAUAAAACGAAGCUUUGGACCAAAGAUACCUGAAAAAUUUUCCUCCAUCAUGUUCUGUUCUUGGAGCUCACCAUGGACAGUGGGUAUUUGUGGGGAAGUCAUGCCAAGUGUUCACUGAUGAAACUUUUAUUUCCUUCCUUUACAUGAAAUAUGUCACUUCUUUAGGUGGUAGGGGAUUUGGAAAAGAUGACAGAAGGAAAUAGGUUUUAUUUGAAGUCAUAUUUAUUAAGAUAUACAUUACAUGCUGUGUAAACAAAUCCCUCUUAUAAGAAUAAAGUUUGGGAGUUCCCAUUGUGGCUUAGCAGGUUA
This is a messenger RNA of Phacochoerus africanus (Common warthog), 1820 nucleotides long. Its product is annotated as monocarboxylate transporter 1-like. NCBI's taxonomy places the organism in Eukaryota, Metazoa, Chordata, Mammalia, Artiodactyla, Suidae. The transcript is spliced from 4 exons. The record is from RefSeq and is a predicted model, not a curated record. Gene Ontology annotation, molecular function: monocarboxylic acid transmembrane transporter activity. Gene Ontology annotation, cellular component: membrane. Gene Ontology annotation, biological process: transmembrane transport; monocarboxylic acid transport. Bases 31 to 1506 code for a protein of 491 amino acids.